UAGAGAAAGCAACAAGACAUUGUCCAGGACAGAGAGAGCGAUUGAGGCGCACGGGCAGUGUAUGUAUAGCGUGUGAAUCGACAUUUUCAGCGGAAUAAAGAUUUCAAGUUUGGAGGAAUGAGUGUAAUCGGGAGAACAAUGAGGAACGGCACUGAACGGCACCGAGUAUGAUCUGACCUGGAUUCGGGUGAGGAGUUUGGGAAAGAUAGGGUGAGGGGGGUGAGGGCUGAUGAGGGAUUUACUGCAUUGCUGGGUCAAACAAACUACCCCCACCACUGAAGGGAAAAGUAGUAAAAGGAAAAGUGCAGCGACUGAGAAGAAGAAGAAAAAAAAAACAGAUCAGACAACGCGGCGAGGAAACGAUGGACAUAGAAAAGUGGUGUGUGCUGUGACUUCCUAAAGUGUAAAAGUGAGGUUUACUCUGGAACUGAAGCUGGAACAAUGUCACGUUCAGAUGAGGUCAACAAGAUGACAGAAAAUGUCUAUAAGGGUAUUCUGGACCAGUUUAACCCCAGUUUGAAGAACUUUGUCACUAUGGGGAAACACUAUGAAAAAGCCUUGACAGGGGUAACAGUAGCAGCGAAGGGAUACUUUAACGCACUGGUCAAACUAGGAGAGCUGGCCAGUGACAGCCAGGGCUCAAAGGAGCUGGGUGAUACGUUAUUCCAGAUGGCAGAGGUUCAUCGGCAGAUCCAGGUCCAACUCGAGGAUGUGCUGAAGCUGUUCCAUUCAGAACUGCUGUCUCAACUGGAACAGAAACUGGAGUUGGACAUCAAAUAUCUCACAGCAACGCUGAAGAAGUACCAGAGUGAGAGGAAAUCAAAGGUGGAGUCGAUUGAGCGCUGCCAAUCGCAACUCAAGAAGCUGCGAAGGAAGAGUCAAGCUAGUCGCCACCCAAACAAAUACGGAGACAGAGAGAUGCAGUAUGUGGAGUUGAUGAGUCGUCGGCAGGGGGAGCUGGAUACUCUGGUUGCCGUUGGUUACCGCUCUGCUCUGACAGAAGAGAGGAGGAGGUAUUGCUUCCUGGUGGACCGUCAGUGUUCAGUCACCAAGAUCCUCGUCAACUACCACUGCAAGGUGAGAGAGCUCUUGUCGCAGAAGCUGUCAUCUUGGCAACAGUCAUGCUCCCAGCCGACCAAACUACCAGAACGAGCCCUGAACCUGUUACGUCACACCGCCCCCCAGAGCUCUGGAGGAGCAGGACUUGCAGAGGUGCUGCGCAAUGCUAAACUGGGAAUCUCGCAAACUGGAGAACAAAGGCUGUCUGUACAGGAAGUCCCGCCUUUGUUAAAUGGUGACAGUAGCAGCCGGUUGCAGCAGCAGCAGCAGCAGCAGCGGUCAGCCCAGUCUGAAAACCUCUUCCAGUCUCUCCCGGGCCUUUCACCCAGCACCACUCUUCACCAGAACACCCACUCCCAGCACUCUUCCCUCCAGUCAGCAGCAAGCGUGCCUGGUCUACAGUCUCCACCCUCUGUCAGCCACACCUCCCCAUCUUCCCUCAGUUCUCUGCAGGGUCUCACCCCUCCUGUAACUGCCCCUCAUAGCCCCCCAUUGCCCCACAGUGCCCCUCUGUCCCGCGCCCUCACACCUGUGCCCUCCACACCCCUCCAUGAAGUGGCCAACUCACCCACCACCUUUAAUGUGCUGAAAGGAGCAGAGCUUUAUGCUACCUCUACUCUACCGUUGCCAAGGAGACAGCCCAGCGAGAUUAGGACAGGGUUCUUGGGCUCCACUCUUCCUCGUGUGCUCCCUCUCUGUCCUCCCUCUCGUGUGGAGGCCCUGUUCCUUCACUCUCCUGACUCCUCAGAGGGAGAGAAAGGAGGAGAAAGAGGAGGAGGCUCAUGUCUGCUUUCCUUCCUGCCGGGAGACACUCUGACCCUGCUGAUCAGCGAACCCAGAGACGGCUGGCAUUACGGCCAAAAUGAGCGCACUGGACGGAAAGGCUGGUUUCCCUUCUCCUACACACAGUCUUACCCAAACACAUCCGGACAACAAGAUGUCAGUCCCCCUCCCCUUUCUAAGGUGAACAGCACAAGCACAGGGCAGUUGGACAGGCUGCCUCCUGCUGGUCAGAUGCAGCAGGCCAGUCCUGACUCAGAGGACGAGAGGCGCGUCGUAUCCCAGCGUGUCAGCACCUUCAGGCCACGCCCCUACAGCAUGCUGAACCCUGAAACCAGCAAGAUGAGCCCUCUGCUUACAGGACAGCGCCUGAGGGACAGGAUGUCCACGGAUUUCACCUCCCCACCUCCGUCCCCGACCAGGAUCAAUCCGUUUGCCCAUAUUCGGCUCAAGAAGACGGUGACCAAUGAUCGCUCUGCCCCAAUUAUACAGUAGUACCUUCAAUUAUUGACAACCAGAGAGAUGCUGUCUAUAACAGGGCCACUAACGCUUUGCUAAGAGUACCUCUGUAUCACUGAAUAAGGUAUUCAACCUUUGAGAAGCAAGUUUUUGAUACUAGACUUUUCAUUCUUAUUUUUGUCCAUUUAAAUUCUGACAAUAACCAGUGUCAGAGAAUUAUAUACACAACACGUUAUCAGAAGUGGCUGGGGGUUGUUUGUAUCCAGGAGAAGCGCACAUGGGGAUGAAGUGUCGAAAUGACUUUAUAACAUUUGAUUUCAUAAUAUGCACAGCAGAUUCUUCAGUCUUUUAUAACAUAUAGUGUGAUGUAUCUUUCAGCAUGAUUUCUACAACACAAAGCAGGAAAUUACAAGAUGAAAAUGAUUACAAAUUAUUUUUGUGCUUUGUAGAGAUGCCCCAUUUAAAACAUCUGAUGAAGCAUUUACUGUUUAAACAUCAUGUUCUUUAAAUGCAUCAGAUUUAGCUAGAGCAGGACCCAUUCCUGCACCUGAAACAACAAAGAUUUAUAUUUACAUUUAUCGUUAUUGCCAGAUGCAUUUUACCGACUACAGGAGACACUUUCAAAGACACUGUAAUUAUGUGCUGCACUGUUUUGUAGCAUUAGGCAUUUUUAGCAGUUCUUUAGUCAAAAUUUAUAUUUUAUGGGGGAAAAAGUAUACAAAUGCAAACCUUAAUAGCUAUAUUUUUAUUGUUUUUAGACACUAAAUGGAAUAGUUCAGUCAACAAUAAAAAUGUCAUUAUUUUCUCACUCUAAUGUCAUUCCAAACCCUUAUGCUCUUAUUGUUUCUGUGGAGCACAAAAAGAGAAAUUCAUAAUGAUCUUUCUGAUUCAAAAACAGUGUGCCAUCACGGUUUUAACCCCACGCAAUGCACCACGUUUUGGAAAGGAGAAUGAGAUUUGAGAAAUACCGAGGAGGGGAUGAUUUUCAGUAAAUAAUGACGUAAAUUUCGAUCUGUUCCUCACACAAAGUUAUUGCCUUCAGGAGACAUGGAAUGUAGUACACAAGUCAUAUGGACUACUUUUGUGACGCUUUUAUAGUGACAGACGUGGUCGCUAUGAAUGUUCCAUGGCAUAGCAUAUGUGUUUGGAAUAACAUGAGAAUAAUGACAGAAUUUACAUAUGCCACAUGAUCAUACCGUCUGUCAUCACAAGAUACUUUCCCUAGAAAACCAGAGUUACUAAACAAGUUUUUGUUUUAUUGAAUAUAGACAAGCCGUCCUUGAACAUUCUGGGAGAAAUAGGUUGACUGCCUGGUGCAGUCAAGUAGAAGUAGGAAUCAGCUGAAUGAUUGAAUGGAAAAGUGUAGAGUAUUUACUGAAAGACUUGGUUAAGGGAAAAAGUACAUUGUUUUUGAAAGUCUGAAGUGAAGAGGCUCUCAGCUCGUCUCUUGUCCCCCCUUUACAAACAGUAUUGUAUAUUUAGUCAAAUCCUAAAUCUCAAAAACUAAAGUUUGUAGUCUUGAGUUGCAGCUGAUUCUAAGCAAGAGAUAUGAUAUGGCUAAGAGUGAAGCUGGUGUGUGCAGAGAGAGGACUUCUGAAAAUGUGCAAGAACGGUUUGGAGGAAGUGACGGUGGUAAAGUGCUGUAGCUGAAGUUUUGUAAAAUAGACAAAAAAACUCUUCUUUACACCUUUUUUUUUUUUUUCAUAAAUUUUAGAAAGAGUGGAUUUUGUUACGGUGUUUAUACCCAGCAAUUUGAAAUGAACUAAAAAUAUGAUGAUAUAGUAAUCGUAGUAAUUUGACCUUUGGGCUUGUUUAUCGUAGUUGUCUUAAAAGUUGCUUAUAAUAGUACGAUUUUGCACUGAUACUGACAUAACAUUAUUCUAAUUAUUAAUAAUGAUAAUCUUGUUCAUUCAAAACAAUAUUCUUCCACUUGAGGGUCUGUUUUAUUCUGAUACCUUCAAAUAUAAUAAUAAUAAAAAAAAAACAUUAUAAUUAGAUCUUAAGUUGAGUAAAGCAAAAUCAAGUUAAUCUACAACCUUAUAUA
Myxocyprinus asiaticus (Chinese sucker) is the source of this 4342-nucleotide messenger RNA. RefSeq names its product brain-specific angiogenesis inhibitor 1-associated protein 2-like. Gene Ontology annotation, biological process: actin filament bundle assembly; positive regulation of actin filament polymerization; actin crosslink formation. Gene Ontology annotation, cellular component: nucleoplasm; cytosol. Lineage: Eukaryota; Metazoa; Chordata; Actinopteri; Cypriniformes; Catostomidae. Bases 442 to 2334 code for a protein of 630 amino acids. Gene Ontology annotation, molecular function: cytoskeletal adaptor activity; protein binding. The transcript is spliced from 15 exons. The record is from RefSeq and is a predicted model, not a curated record.